AUGGGAUUCCUGGAUUCAGUCUGUAGGAUCAGUGAAAGGUCUCACUGCUGGAGGACAAUUCUGAAGCUAAAGGCAGAGAAUGACACCCUGCUGGCACGAAAAGAGAUACUGGAGGAUCGUGUCAGAAAAGCCAUAUGCUACCAAGAGUUCCUGGAGAGAGCCACAAUAAUGUCCGGAAAGUUUGAGAGCAUUGGUCAAGUCAUUGACCGUCUUCACACACUCCAGUCCAUCAACAAGGAACUUCUAGAAAGCCAAACUAGGUUAGAGAAGGAGAGAGAAAGCACAAAGCUGAAACUGAUACAGUACAUAAAUAAACUGCGAACUGUUCUCCUGCACUGUAACAACCAACUGCACCAGCAACAGACGCAGCUAGACACCAUACGCUUAGAAGCAUACAAAUGGGAAUUAAAACUGAAGCACUUCCAUUCCACUGCAGCAAAAGAGACGCUCCAGUUUGCUCAGCUAAAGGCCACAAUCCGUAACAUUUAUCAGAUGAUCACACAUUACAGAAGAGUCUCUGUGGACACUGAGGACACCUUCAAGCAGCUGGAAAUGAUUCAGAAAUAUUUUCAGUUUAUGAGAGCUAUAGAUGAUGAACUGAAGUUCAACAUUAUAACAAGGCCGAAUCGAACUGAAGGGAAUGACAGCGGAGAUUAAGACUCAAGCUCUGUGUAU
Messenger RNA from Sinocyclocheilus grahami, 675 nucleotides. RefSeq names its product coiled-coil domain-containing protein 42 like-2-like. Lineage: Eukaryota; Metazoa; Chordata; Actinopteri; Cypriniformes; Cyprinidae. The transcript has 5 exons. The record is from RefSeq and is a predicted model, not a curated record. Bases 1 to 657 code for a protein of 218 amino acids.